AUGCCGCUUCCCAUGAAGGUGUCCCAGCUUUGGAUGGGGAAGCGAGGUCUCCUCUUCUGGAGCAACAAACUGGCAUGGGCUGCCGUGAUAGGCGUCGGGGUGUUGUGGGUUGUGUUUCGCUUCGUUGGUCCGGCGCUGGGCUUGUACCAGCUACAAAGCGACCUGUCUACUCCAAACCUGCUCUGA
Molecule: messenger RNA, 186 nt
Organism: Auxenochlorella protothecoides
Lineage: Eukaryota; Viridiplantae; Chlorophyta; Trebouxiophyceae; Chlorellales; Chlorellaceae
Exons: 1
Coding region: 1-186 (61 amino acids)
Cellular component (GO): chloroplast
Source: RefSeq, a predicted model, not a curated record